CAAACCCUAAUCCCUCUCCUGCUUACUCAUUCCAGAACCCUAACUCCACCUCAGUCUCAAACCCUAGCCGCCCUCAAUCAUGCCGCCCAAAUUCGAUCCCUCGCAGGUCGUCGACGUCUACGUUCGCGUCACCGGCGGUGAGGUCGGCGCCGCCUCCUCCCUCGCGCCAAAAAUCGGGCCCCUCGGUCUCUCCCCCAAAAAGAUCGGUGAAGACAUCGCCAAAGAAACUGCCAAGGAUUGGAAGGGCCUACGUGUCACCGUCAAGCUCACCGUCCAGAAUCGCCAGGCCAAGGUCUCUGUUGUCCCCUCCGCUGCCGCUCUGGUCAUCAAGGCUCUUAAGGAGCCGGAGCGUGAUCGCAAAAAAACCAAGAACAUUAAGCAUUCCGGUAAUAUUUCACUUGAUGAUGUGAUUGAGAUUGCUAGGGUUAUGAGCCCAAGAUCAAUGGCGAAGGAUUUGAGUGGAACGAUUAAAGAGAUUUUGGGUACGUGUGUCUCGGUUGGGUGUACAGUUGAUGGGAAGGAUCCGAAGGAUUUGCAGCAGGAGAUCAAUGAAGGGGAUGUGGAGGUGCCGCUUGAGUGAAUGAGGGGAAUUUAUCAGGUUAAUCGCAAAUUAGGUUACAUGAAGCAAUUUUUCUUUUUUGUACUGAGCUUUGUUUAGGAAUUUAUGACUGAUGAUAAUUUAUCUAUAUCAGCUUGCAUUUGUUGUUAUGUGGAUCAAAUUUAAGUUAUUAACUCUUAUUUUCUCUGAGU
Molecule: messenger RNA, 750 nt
Organism: Asparagus officinalis (garden asparagus)
Lineage: Eukaryota; Viridiplantae; Streptophyta; Magnoliopsida; Asparagales; Asparagaceae
Product: 60S ribosomal protein L12
Exons: 2
Coding region: 80-580 (166 amino acids)
Biological process (GO): translation
Cellular component (GO): cytosolic large ribosomal subunit; ribosome
Molecular function (GO): structural constituent of ribosome; large ribosomal subunit rRNA binding
Source: RefSeq, a predicted model, not a curated record